Messenger RNA from Phanerochaete carnosa HHB-10118-sp, 929 nucleotides. RefSeq lists its product as uncharacterized. NCBI's taxonomy places the organism in Eukaryota, Fungi, Basidiomycota, Agaricomycetes, Polyporales, Phanerochaetaceae. The annotation marks the transcript as partial. Gene Ontology annotation, molecular function: protein binding. The transcript has a single exon. The record is from RefSeq and is a predicted model, not a curated record.
UCUAGCCACCACGACGAAUCUUCGACCACCAUGCAGGCCCCUCCUCCUCCUUUUGUUUUCGAUAUAGCCCACGCUGAUGUGAUCCUCCGCUCGUCAGAUAGCAAGGACUUCCCGAUGUACAAGGUUGACCUCGCCCGAUCCUCGCCUGUCUUCGAGACCAUGUUCUCUCUCCCGCAGCCUGACCUCAGCGACUCUCAGUCCGAGCUCGAAAGUGGGCUUCCCAUCAUAGAGCUCUCAGAGACCGCAGACGUGCUCCAAGUCCUUCUGCGCUUCUACCUCCCGCGUCCUACCCCCGUCUUGAGCGACCUCGCGAUGAUCGUCCGCAUCCUCGAAGGCGCGAGGAAAUACGAGAUCGAUUCCGCGUUCGACGCGUCCUGCAAGGCAUUGGAGAACGCAACAAACGGCGAGCCCAUCAGAGUGUAUGCGAUCGCGUGCCAUUAUGGCCUCGAGCAUCUCGCUCGCAGGGCCGCACUGGCUUGCCUUCGUCUUCCGCUCUCCCGGCUCGUAAAUGUAUCGACCGCGGAAACCGAGUGCAUCAGCGGAGAGGAGUUUCGCAGGCUCGUGAAGUAUCGAGAGGACUGCCGAGCUGCGGUCGCGGGCUUGAAAUGUCUCGCGGCUCCUGACGGGAAUAGAGUGCAGUACACGCCCUCCGUACCGUCAGGGCGACACAACCUCUGGUUGUGCUACUGCACCACGAGAGCGCAGUCCGGCUGUCAUCAUACGAUACCUCCGAAAUGGUGGGACGACUACAGGAAAGACCUAGUGGCGAAGCUUAGGGACUGUACUUGGGGAGGUACAGUGCAAAGCCAAGACGCCAUGGGUGCUUUCCUCGCCAGUGGCGCCUGCCAGACCUGUUGCAAGGUGGCAUCCACCCAGAUUGCUGGCGCGGCUGCCCACAUCUCCUCUGAGAUCUCUAAGGAGAUCGCCAA